Messenger RNA from Panicum virgatum (switchgrass), 1186 nucleotides. RefSeq names its product auxin-responsive protein IAA1-like. Gene Ontology annotation, molecular function: protein binding. Gene Ontology annotation, cellular component: nucleus. Bases 177 to 773 code for a protein of 198 amino acids. Gene Ontology annotation, biological process: regulation of DNA-templated transcription. The record is from RefSeq and is a predicted model, not a curated record. The transcript is spliced from 5 exons. NCBI's taxonomy places the organism in Eukaryota, Viridiplantae, Streptophyta, Magnoliopsida, Poales, Poaceae.
CGGUCCAGCGGCGACCGCACCCGCCCAUCCUCCUCCGCCUCUGCCAACCGCGCCUGGCUGCUGCUCCCGGCUCACCGGCCCGCCUCCCCGACGGAGAGAGAAGCCGCCUCCCGCCCGCCCGUCGCCAGCCGCGACCGGAGAGCCCAUACGCGGACCACGCCGGCCGAGCACCCGCCAUGUCGGAGGAGCCGGCGCGGAGCUCCACGGAGUCCUCCUCCGGGGCGUCCUCGGGGCCCGACUUCGUGCUCAGGCUCCGUCCCCCGGGCUCCGACCCCGACCGCAGCAGCGCCGCCUCCACCUCCGACCCCGCCGCCCGCGCCCGCAGCCGCUCCCCGCGCGCCCCCGACGCCCCGCCGCCGCCGCCCUCCAACAGGCCGCGGGUGGUGGGGUGGCCUCCGGUUCGGCGCCGCCCAAACAAGGUCAAGUUCGUCAAGGUGGCCGUGGCCGGCGCACCGUACCAGCGCAAGGUGGACCUCGAGGCGUACGCGGGCUACGACCAGCUGCUCGCCGCGCUCCAGGACAAGUUCACCGCCCACUUCACCGUCCGCCGGGGGGCGAACGAGGAGAUGGAGCUCGUCGACGUCGUGAGCGGCGUCGAGUACGUGCCGACUUACGAGGACAAGGACGGCGACUGGAUGCUCGUCGGAGACGUCCCCUGGAGGUCAGCUUUAAUUGGAGCUCCUUCCUCGCUAAUGUUUGUGGAAACCUGCCAACGUCUUCGUCUGAUGAAAAACUCCGAGGUGGUUAACUUGGCGCCAAGAGUUGGUGAAUGACAAUAUGAGGCACACCUACACUCCUUUUCUACGGACUGCUUGCUGAGGUUGGUCUUGUGUAACAGAGAGAAACAUGUACAGCCAUCGACUUCAACUUUGGGUUUUGGUUCCAGCACGAACUGAGAAGAGUUUAUAGCCUGUAGCAUCACCAGUUGUUGGUGCCAACAUACAUAUAGACGAGCAAGAUGUUUAUGCUUUUGAAAUACACCUAUAGUUUUGUCAUAUGACGAAUAAGACAAGGUUGGAGCCACCCCUGUUCUUUUCCAUCUCGUGUGCUAGUUUUCCAGAUUUUGUGAUGGGCGAUGCAAGGCCCCCUGGUAUGGUAACGCUAGAACACUUCAUGUUAUGCAACGGUUUUGCUCUGAGUUGUGUUUAUUGAAUGGUACACUAUGUAUUAUCUGGCUAUUGUUCUU